Molecule: messenger RNA, 4608 nt
Organism: Aspergillus udagawae
Lineage: Eukaryota; Fungi; Ascomycota; Eurotiomycetes; Eurotiales; Aspergillaceae
Product: putative eukaryotic translation initiation factor subunit eIF-4F
Exons: 5
Coding region: 1-4608 (1535 amino acids)
Cellular component (GO): eukaryotic translation initiation factor 4F complex
Molecular function (GO): mRNA binding; translation initiation factor activity; protein binding
Source: RefSeq, a predicted model, not a curated record
AUGACCUCGAUCCCUCAAAAGUCAGGCCUUCAACCUCAAGGACAGAGCACCUCGACUCAGGCCGCUUCGUCACACUCGCCUUCCCCGUCGCUCAGUGGGAAGACCUCACCCUUGCCUGCUCCUACCUCGACGGCCGCCAGGUCCUACGCCAGCGCCACCAAAAAGUCCGCGACGGACUCGACCGCCGCUCCCGUCACCGUGGGUGGCCCUUCGCAACAUGGGAAGUCGACCUCAGUAUCUCCUGUGAGCGGCAAACCCAUGCAACAACCUUCCCAGUCCCCCGGCGUCACCAUCGUCAAUGGCGCCCCGGCCGCCGCCUCGCAAGGCGACCAUUCGAGAAAGCCCUCGGUGACCAUCACUUCGGCCGGUACCUCUGGCUUCAUCCCCAACGGUGGCCCUGCCAGUCGUCCCAAUAGCCUUCAGUUCGGUUUCGCCAACUCGCAGAGCUCUCCCAACAUGGGAAAUCCGGCCGUUCUGGCGACCCAGCCUCAGUCGGGCUUGGGUGUAUCCCCGUCGAUGAACCCCCGUGUUACGUCUCCUCAGACCUCCCCUUCGCCUAUCCCGCAGCCUGCCUCGAGCGGUGGUCGGCCGCCACCAUCGUCCUACCAGUCACAGGGAAAUGUGCCCAACUUUGGAAGUUUUGGAGAUGCGGGCGAUGCGAACAUGCGCUCCGGUCCCCAAGCUCCCCUUGGCCCUGGUUCUCAGUCGACCCAUCUCCGCCGCGAAUCCUCCCAGUCCACGCACAGUGAUAUGAGCAACCACAUGGGAAGCGGUCCUGGACGCGGCGGUUACCCUCACCAGGGUGGACGCGGUCGCGGAUACUCACAGUCCGGUUACCAAGGACAGAUGCCCUACUCACCUGGGCCCAGCUUCCGGUCCCCCAACCAGCCCCGAGGUGGCCCCAACAUGGGCCCUCAGUUCCACGCUCCUAACCAGGGACGGCCUCUGGCGCCCUUUCCCAACUCGCCACACCAGCGCAGCCCGGCUCUGGCGACCGCGCACCCUGCUACGCCUCAAAUGAACCAGGUCCCGAUGGCCCAUCCCCAGAUGCCUCCUCAGCCCUACGCCGCCUACGGACAACAUAUGGCCCCGCAAACAGUGAGACACCACCCUUCUGUUUAUAAACCCCCCCGUCGUGGUCCAUUUCCGAAGAGGAGACAAGGAUCCCGUCGUUUCUCUUCGUCUUCCUCCUCGAGCCUCCCUCUUGCACAUACUUCCCCUCCCCCUCUCCAUCUCCCCCCUCCAAAUCUCGCGCCGGAAAGCGGUCAGUUUGAACAUUAUCUGACGCUGAUGAAAAACCCUCAGGCUUAUCCCUAUGACCCCAACUACGCUUAUUACAAUCCCGCCUAUGGAAUGCAGCAGAUGCAGUACAUGACUCCCCCUUCGCCACAGCCACGGCCCGGCAUGCCGUAUAACCCGCAGGCGCCCUACAUGCAGAACCAGUACCCGGUUCAGCCUCCUCCCCAGACCGCUCCCCUGUCGCGCACGCCGUCUCAGGUGUCGAACGACCGUCCAGGUUCCAGCCUGGGCCAGGGCCAGCCUCCUGCAGGUGCCCCGGCGGCCAGCCACGCUCACACGGCCAGCAGAUCCUCCAACAGCCCUGCGCCGCCUAAGCCCCAGUUCGUCAUUCCUCCCACCAAGCGGAGCCCCAUUGUCAUCAAGGACCCCGGUAGUGGUGUUGUCAAGACCUUCGAGAAGGCACCGGCCUCCCCCGCGCGUGCGACUCCAUCCCCUGUGAAGAUCUCAACCCCGACCGCUACACCCCCGCCUCGCACCGGCAGUGGCGCUGAUCACAACCGUACCGAUUCCAAGGCCAAGACGGACGAGGAGAAGAAGAAGGAGUUGAGAGAGGCGGUGCGUCAGAAGAUUGAACAGGACGAAGCAGAGCAACGUCGCAAGGAAGAAGAGGAAGCAGCCGCUCAGAAGAAGAAACAAGAGGAAGCAGCCGCUCAGAAGAAGAAACAAGAGGAAGAAGAGGAAGCGGCUCGCAAGAAGAAGGAGGAAGAGGAAGAGGCAGCUGCUAAGAAGAAGAAACAGGAGGAGGAAGAGGAGGCCGCCAAGAAGAAGGCCGCCGAUGAAGAGGCGGCACGCCAGAAGCUUGAGGAGCUUAGCCUAAAGGACAAGGCAGAGGAGGCCAAGCCUGCUACUGAAGAGCCGAAGAAGGAGGAACCCGCCCCUGCCGAUGAUGAGAUCGACUACGAAGCCAUCGAGCGCGAGCUGGCCGAGAUCGAGGCUAAGGAAGCUGCCGCGGAAGCUGCCUAUUACGCCAAGAAGCAGGCCGAAAAGGAGGAGAGGGAGCGUAAGGAGAAGGAAGAGCGCGAGGCCUACGAAGCGAACAUGAAACAAGCCGAGGCCGAGGCAGAAGCUCUCGAGGAGGAGCGUCAGCGGAAGCGUGAGGCUGCCGCAGAGACAUCCAACAAGGAGCUCUUUGCUGCCCUCAAGAAGGGUGGAUUACCUGCUACAGAGGCCAGCACGCCUGCUGACAGCGGCACCGCCACUCCCGUCUCCGACAUUUCCAUGGGACCUCCUGGCAAGCCUGCCAGUGCCCAGAAGCGAGAGAAGCCUGCUGCUCUGAAGUUGGAGACCACCAAGGCAGUUGAGCCUCCCCAGCCCAGCGCUGCCAUGAAGUCCCUUCAAUCGGCUCGCUUCGUCGACGACUUGAGCAAGAUCAAUUAUCCGUCCUCUAUCGUCUCUCCCAACCCGGCUCUCAAUGCCAGCGCUCCUGCGGAUCGCAAGUUCCACUACAACAAGGAAUUCUUGCUUCAGUUCCAGAGUGUCUUCAAGGAGAAGCCGUCCAUUGACUGGGAUGCCCGUGUCCGUGAGACCGUGGGCGAAAGCGACUCGUCGCGUCCUCAGUCGGCCCGUACGCCCAUGGGAGCACGCAAUCCUUCUCGCGGCGGUGUGGCUCAGCCUUUCGUUAUGGGCGCCUUCGGACAGCCUGCGGCCAGGACCACCUCUGAGCAACGCUUCGCUGCCUCUAAUUCUCGCGGUCCCGCUAUGCCGUUUGGCCAGUUCGGCCGUCCUCCUGUCGGCAUGGGAGCUCCUUCCAUGAGCCGUCCCGGCUCCAAUAUGGGUGUUGGACCCGGAACGCCCCGUGGUGGCGGCAGCCGUUCCAACACACGGACCGGCAGCAAGCGCGAGAAGCAGUCCGGCAGGAAGGAGGAGGAGAUGGCAAAGUCCAUGCCUCUCACCGCUGGCAAGGAUGUCAAGGCGCUCCAGGUCUCCUCGACGGGUUGGAAGCCUCGUAGCAUCGUUCAGCCCGCUGCCGUCGCCGGUCCUACUCCUGGCGGUCAUCUUCCUCCGGAUGUUGUGCAACGUAAGGUCAAGGCCGCUCUGAACAAGAUGACCCCUGAGAACUUCGACCGUAUCUCCGGUCAGAUCCUGGAGAUUGUUUCGCAGUCCAAGGAUGAGUCCGACGGACGUACUCUGCGCCAGGUCAUCCAGCUUACCUUCGAGAAGGCAACCGACGAAGCUCACUGGGCAUCAAUCUAUGCCAAAUUCUGCAAGCGUAUGCUUGAGAGCAUGAGCCCCGAGAUCAAGGACGAGAAUAUCCGUGACAAGAACGGCAAUGUCGUCACUGGUGGCAGUCUGUUCCGCAAGUACCUGCUCAACCGAUGCCAGGAAGAGUUUGAGCGUGGUUGGAAGGUCAACCUGCCUCCCAAGCCGGAGGGUGUUACUGAAGAGAUCGCCAUGCUGUCAGACGAAUACUAUGCCGCCGCUGCCGCCAAGCGUCGUGGUCUUGGUCUCGUCAAGUUCAUUGGUGAGCUGUACAAGCUGGGCAUGUUGACCGAGCGUAUCAUGCACGAGUGUGUGAAGAAGCUGGUCGACUACGAAGGUGUUCCUGAGGAGGCAGAGGUCGAGAGUUUGACUAGUCUCCUGCGCACCAUCGGUGCCAGCCUCGAUGCCUCGGAGAGAGGUCACACCUUCAUGGAUGCUUACUUUGCUCGCAUCAACAUGAUGAUGGAGAUUCCAGGCCUGCCAAGCCGGUUGAGGUUCAUGUUGAUGGAUAUUGUUGAUCUGCGCAAUGCUCGCUGGCAAUCAAAGGAUUCUGACAAGGGUCCUAAGACCAUCCAGCAGAUUCGCGAGGAGGCCGCUCGUGCUCAGCAAGAGGCCGAGAUGGAGCGUCUCCGGCAGCAAGCCAACCGUGGCAACCGUCCACAAAUGGGCCGUGGCGAUGCUCGUAGCUUCUCUGGUUACGGAAACCAGGCCCCUCCUCCCGACUAUGCAUCCAGCAAGGUUGGAAGCGAUGACCUCCGCCGUCUGCGGACGACACGCAACACCAACCAGCCAAUGUCCUUUGGCCCAUCAAGCAUGCUUGGGUCUCGCAGCAGCAGCGGCCGCAAGAACCUUGGCCCUGGAGGCAACUUGGUUCGUGGCAGCGAUGAUAGCGCAGCCAGCAGCCGUUCCGGAACCCCUACGGCCGGAAAGAAGGAAGAUAAGGAGGCCGCAUCGUCGAUGAAUGCGUUCAGCGCUCUCGCUAGCUUGGAUGACAACAUGGCCACCUCACCUCCCUCGAACCCUACCUCACCUUUGCUAACCAAGUCUCAACCUACCGUUGAGCGCCGCCCUUCCAAGGCCCCAUCGACCACCGGCGAGGAAGCAUCAUAG